GUGGCGUGAACGCGCAACUCCGGGAGACGCAGUCGGUUUAUUUCUCUCACCGAGAACGCGCGAAGUGAACGGAGGCCAGGGCCAUGAUGCGACGGUGCUAGCGUCGAAAUCUGCCUCCCAUCACACACGCCCCCAUCCCCCUAAAAUAUAUAUAUAUAUAUUAUGUAUAUAUAUAUAUAAAUAAUAAAACCACCAUGCGGAUGCUUUAAGGAGCCUCGGAGCGCUGAGAUCUGUGCGUUAUAUAGUGUUUUGGAGGUAGAGCUUUGCUGCGCAGGUGCGCCGUUACGCUGCGGCAGGAUGGAGUUCAAGCAGCUGGUGGACGCGGCGGAAAAAUGGUGCUCAGGAAACCCGUUCGAGCUGAUCUUCGCCGAGGAGGUGGACGAGCGCCGGAUGGACUUCUACGCCGAGCCUGGCAUUUCAUUUUACGUGCUUUGCCCCGACAACAUGACAGGAGGUACCGACACUUUUCAUGUGUGGAGUGAGAGCGAGGACUGCCUCCCUUUCCUGCAGCUGGCACAGGAUUACAUCUCCUCCUGCGGACACAAAACCCUGCUGGAGGUCCUUGACAAAGUCUUCAGAUCCUUCAGACCUCUCCUGGGUCUUCCAGACAUUGAUGACGACACGUACGAGCAGUACCAUGGAGACGUGGAGGAGGAAGCAGAGCCGGACCAUCAGCAGAUGGGUGUUAGCCAAUAAUAUGCUCAUGGAGGUGGAUUGACCUUCCACGGGCCAGAGCGUUGCUUCAUUCCCUCUCUUUUUUCCUACUUCCAUGGCAUCUUCACAUUUCUACCGUUUUAUGAUAUGCACUAUCUCUCUGUCUUACACACUCGCACAUAUGCACCACAGCUUGUUAUAAUGCACGAUUCCACCUUUUACCAUGUUGCAAAGAAAAACAUCCUCAGUAGACCGCCUAUGUCCUUCUUGUUUAUUUAAUAAGCCCCUGCUGGAAAAAUAAUAUGGAAACCAUUUCAGGCUUUUGUUGGUUCCUUGUGAUAGGAUUUUUGUGUGAUGGGCUGAGAUUGGUCGUAAUGGUUUAACAGGUAAUGCGUGACUGAUUUUAGUUGUGCUUAAUGGUUUUCUAACGGGAUUCAAGAGUCUUAACGGUCUCUGAUGUUAAAAUUAGUGUAAUAAGCUGUGGUUCGCUUGUGAUUUAAUGGACCUAGUUGACUUGUUACAGUAUAUAAUUCUGCAUUUCAGGCUGUGUGUAAGAAAACGGGAAAACAUUUAUAAGCUUAUCUAGUUCAAACUGAAAAAUAUUUCAUUCAGUUAAUAUAAAUAUUAGAGAUGGCACAACACCACCUUUUCUUUUCAGAUACCAAUCCGAUAUUUUUUUUCCUUUAAACAAUACUAAAGUUUAAAAUGUUCAGGUUUUUUUUUUUUUUUUUUCACUGAAAAACCACCUUAAAUAUAUAGAAAAAACACAUGGCUAAAAAUACCACAUACACAAAACCACAGCUCAGCUAGACUUUUCCCACACAAAUAUAACAUUCACUGCAAACAAUUGAAUACCUGUUUAUAAUGUAAUAACUAAAUAUAAUAAACUGUAAAGCAUACUUAUAAUUAAAUCAAUCAAGUUAAAUCUCUUUAUUUGUAAACAUUUCGAUUUAAAAAAAUAAAAAAAAUCUAUUCCAAAUCCAAUUCCAGGAUUGGAUCGAAUUCUGUUUUUCUCCCAUAUCCAAUCCAUAAUUUUCAUUAUCAGAUCAGUGCCAUCUCUGAUAAAUAUAGCCUGUAUAUAUACUGGAUCUAAAGCUGAAUACACACCUAAUGCACACUUGGAAACCAUUAAAACCUUGUGAAAUUGUUUAAUGGAAACCACCAGGUUAAUCCCAUUAGGAAGUAAACAAAUAUUUUUGUUUUUUAAGCAAGGAGGAUUAUGGACCAUACUGUUAUUGCCAUUAAACAUAAAUUCAUUCAUCGAGUUCUCCUGCAUACGAGACAUAACUAAAAUAACUUGGGGAAUAGUUAAACAGGUACAUUAAAUGUAUCUCUCAUCUUAACGAUGAUGAAUAGAGCUUGUCUUUCUGAAUGUCUGUAGUUAGAAAGUCUUGAUUGAUUUUCUAGUGAGUGGUGAAGAGGUGUUGUAAUGUCUGAGACCAAUCAGUGAAAUUGAUCAAACUCUUUGGAGUACUCAUCAUCAGCUUUGUCCUUUAUAUCUCAGUAUCCUUGAUCAUAUGGCCAUGGAUUGAAUAGGAAUAGUGAUCCCAGUAAAGCUCUCAGCCUGCGAAACUUAAUGCAUAAUAGCCCUAGAUCAGAGAUAGCGUGAUUGCAUUUUCAGCUUUCUGUAAAGACAAGCUUUCGUUUGCACUUAUGCAUCGUGGUUACUUUUCUUUUUGGCCUUCAAUAGUCUUUGAUUGUAUUAAACUAUAGCCUACUUCAGGCAUGUUUUCACACAAAUCAUGGCUAAUUAUAGACUUCCUCCAUGAUGUUUUCCUCCCAGACUACGCAAAAGUAAAAGCCUGAGUUGAGCUUUAAUGUGUGAAGUACAAUAAGCGUGAACAUGUUGAUCUGAAGCAGCAUCCUCUUUUUUCAUCCUCAAGUGCUGACUGAGGAAAAUAUGAUCCUCAACCAGCACUCAGUCUUCAUGAUUAAAGGCACUGAACUGUCUGAAUCUGACACACCCCACAGCAAAUUCUUUCUAGACCGCUUGACCAAUGUAAACAGGUUAGUAGGACCAGCAGGAACAUCACAUGUUGUUCCAGGAUAUGAAAAAAGCUGAUAUGAUCCUGCUGACUUCAUACAUUUAGUGCCGACCUAAUGCUGCCAUCAAACCCCUGUAUCUCCUAUACACUCACUGCUUCCAUACUAUCUUCCUCAGCAUUACGUCAUCCAUAUGUACUGAAGUCUGGUGUAAGAUCAAUCAAAGCUACUCUUCUAUGUUCAUAUUUAUUUGAUCAUCCAGCUUUAGCACUCUGCAAGCUUUUGUAUACCCCCCCUCCUCCCCCAAUGCAAACCUCUGGGUAUUUACCCCAUUAAAACAACUGUCAUUAUUUUAAUGAGAUUGAGUUUUAACUAAAGUUUGCUUAAAGAUGUAAUUUUAUAAUUUGUCUUGUUUUAUCCCAUGCUUUGUUAUCUGAUCUGUUUCGUCCUCAAGUUUGUGUAUGUUCCUAAAUUAAACCAUGUGGAGGUGACAUUCUUU
This is a messenger RNA of Ictalurus punctatus (channel catfish), 3136 nucleotides long. It is a transcript of the gene mturn, whose product is annotated as maturin, neural progenitor differentiation regulator homolog (Xenopus). The transcript has 3 exons. The record is from RefSeq and is a predicted model, not a curated record. Gene Ontology annotation, biological process: regulation of signaling; positive regulation of megakaryocyte differentiation. NCBI's taxonomy places the organism in Eukaryota, Metazoa, Chordata, Actinopteri, Siluriformes, Ictaluridae. Gene Ontology annotation, cellular component: cytoplasm. The coding region runs from base 298 to 696 and encodes 132 amino acids.